AUGUCUGAUAAAUUAGCAUUUCAAUUUAAAAUGCAAACAAAAAUGCUUGAGAGACAAUCACUAUCACAUGACAAACAAGAAAAAAUCGAACGUGAUAAAGUCAAAAAAGCAUUAAUGAAAGGCAAUAUGGAAGCAGCUAAAAUUCAUGCUGAAAACGCUAUUCGACAUCAUAGUGAAUCUUUAAAUUGUAAACGAAUGGCCGCUCGUGUCGAUGGUGUACAAGCACGUGUAGCUAAUUCUGCUGCUCAACGACAAAUGGCAGCGAGUCUUAAACAAACUGUUUCGUUAAUGUCGAAAGUUACAGCUAAUAUGCCAUUAACUGAAACAUCGAAAUUAAUGGAUAGUUUAGAGAAAAAUUUCGAAGAUUUAGAAGUUAAAACAAAAGUUAUGGACGAUGCCAUGCAAAAUGCGACAUCAGUUCAACAACCGGUUGAUCAAGUUGCUAUGCUUAUGAAAGAAAUGGCCGAUGAAGCAGGCAUUGAAUUCAAUCUUAAUAUUCCAAAUGCACAUGCUACAACAACAUCCGUUCAUCAAACGGAACAAGAUGAACUUUCAAAACGCUUAGCGAAAUUGCGUGAAUCAUAA
Rotaria socialis is the source of this 585-nucleotide messenger RNA. Lineage: Eukaryota; Metazoa; Rotifera; Eurotatoria; Philodinida; Philodinidae. The record is from the annotation of a GenBank genome assembly.